AUGAAGGUGAAUGCUAUAGAAGCUGAGCUCGAUGAGCAGGGAAUUAUUGUACAAUAUCAGAGAAUACCUCGAGAAGAGAAUGAAGAAGCAGACCUGCUCAACCGCUUUUCUGAAGAAGAGUUAGAACAACUUUCAAAUGAAGUAUUUAGGAUAUCGAGGGUGCUUAUAUUAGACAAUGGCAAGCAGUUCAACUACAAGACCUUCAAAGAUUUCACAAGGAACAUGGGCAUCUGGCACAAGUUCUCUUCGGUAGCCCACCUUCAAACUAAUGGCUGGAUGGAGGUCACGAAUCGAGCUAUCCUUCAAGGAUUAGAAAAUCGACUAGAUGGGGUCAAGAAGAAUUGGGCAGCCGAACUCAAUAGCAUCUUAUGGGCAUUUAGGACUACCCCUCAGACACCAACGAAGGAGACACCGUUCGCACUAGCAUUUGGCACAGAGACAGUAGUCCCCAUCGAGCUGCAAAUUCCUUCUCACUGUGUCCAGUUCAACAAUGAAGACACCAACGAUGACAAGUUGAGAAGCAAUUUGGAUGCCCUAGAGGAAAUCAAAGAAGAGGCCCAAGUCCACACAGCCGCUUACCAGCAAAAGGCAACUCGCUAUUAUAAUCAGAAGGUCAAGGAAAGGAGUCGGAAGGAGGGGGACCUAGCUCUGAGAAAAUUAGAAGCCACAGGAAAAAGAGCAACAGUGGAGAAAGUAGCACUGACCUGGGAGGGCUCCUUCAGAAUAACUAAAGUUGUCAAGCCUGGAGUAUAUCAGAUUGAAGACCUACAAGGGUACCCGAAACAGCACGCUUGGAAUAUCCAACAUCUGAAGAGGUACUUUCCUUAA
Messenger RNA from Manihot esculenta (cassava), 828 nucleotides. RefSeq lists its product as uncharacterized. Gene Ontology annotation, molecular function: nucleic acid binding. Bases 1 to 828 code for a protein of 275 amino acids. NCBI's taxonomy places the organism in Eukaryota, Viridiplantae, Streptophyta, Magnoliopsida, Malpighiales, Euphorbiaceae. The record is from RefSeq and is a predicted model, not a curated record. Gene Ontology annotation, biological process: DNA integration. The transcript has 2 exons.